This is a messenger RNA of Aspergillus vadensis CBS 113365, 1354 nucleotides long. RefSeq names its product LPS glycosyltransferase. Bases 194 to 1354 code for a protein of 386 amino acids. NCBI's taxonomy places the organism in Eukaryota, Fungi, Ascomycota, Eurotiomycetes, Eurotiales, Aspergillaceae. The transcript has 4 exons. The record is from RefSeq and is a predicted model, not a curated record.
AGUCACCAAAGUGUCCAGACAAAAGUCAGGCCAGACAGCUGAGCCCCGCCCGGCGCCGUUCCACUUCUUUAGCCCCAGAUCUAGUAGACUAGCCGCCUAGGCUUAGGCAGAGAUUCAGGGGAAUUGAAAGACUGGGGAGAUUGCCUUGUCGCCUUUCACGAUCCGGUCGAAUUUCAUUCUGACCUAGCUAAAAAUGUUUCUAUUCACAUCACAAAAAAGGUUCGGCCGGCUGGUUCUCUAUGCGCUGGGGGUGCUCGGGAUCAUCCUCAUUCUAUGGCAGUUGCCCUAUGCUCGGCCCACCGUGCGGAUAGGAGCUAGAAGCGCCCGAUCACAGCUCGAGGCAAUCAGGAACGAAACUUUGGGGGUCCAAAAAAUAUUCGCGAUCAAUCUGCCUAGCAGGGUUGACAAGCGCGACAACCUUGUCCUUGGCUCUUCAGUCAGUGGGUUUAACAUCGACUGGGUUAACGGUAUCACUCCAGACGAGAUUGACCCCAGGACAUACCCUUAUAAUUGGAACUAUGAUCACAAACCUACCGAGUAUGGAGCUCGACGGGCUCAUGUGAAUGCCAUGCAACGAAUUGUUCAUGAAAGAUUAGGAAGUGCCAUAAUCAUGGAGGAUGAUGUCGACUGGGACGUAAACCUCAAGACCCAGCUACAGAGUUUUGCUUUCGGCGUCCGGGCUCUCCAGGAUGCGGAUAACAAAGUGACCGCUUCACCGUACGGUGACGACUGGGACAUCAUCUGGCUUGGUCACUGUGGCUUGUCAUGUCGAGAGAACGAUCCAUAUUUCGUGAGCUCGAAUGACACAACCGUCCUCCCGCCACAUCACUUCCUGCCCUACUGGCGCGAUCCACCCUCGUUCGGGGUACCAGACUACAGCCGUCUAACCUGCGCCGUCGAAGAUGCAGUUUGCUCGAUUGUCUAUGCUGUGACCUACCAUGGUGCUCAGAAAAUUCUGUCCGCUCUUUCCGUGAACCCGACAGGCCUCGCCGAUAAAAUCGACAUUGGUGCUCAGUUCGACGUAUCGCUCGGUCGCAUGUGUGGCAAUGGCUAUCUCCGGUGCUUUGCGGUCUACCCAUCCUUAACAGGUGGCUAUCAUCCCGCUGGGCCCUCCUCGAAGGAAUCUGAUAUCCAUGGCGGGAAUGAAGACGUCCAUCCCAUCUCCAGUCACGGGGUUAUGUACAGUACGAUGCUGAACAUCAACCGCAUAUUGGCUGGAGAAGAUACAGUUGUUUCCAACUGGGACGACGCCCCUGUUCCAGUGAUUAAUCCGGCGAAUGUUUCAAUGACUCGGGGAUCUAUGAUCAUUUCUGCAGAGGACGACGUGUAUAGUCCUUCAAUUGUCAACCCGUGA